Molecule: messenger RNA, 1641 nt
Organism: Eurytemora carolleeae
Lineage: Eukaryota; Metazoa; Arthropoda; Copepoda; Calanoida; Temoridae
Exons: 10
Coding region: 133-1596 (487 amino acids)
Cellular component (GO): nucleus
Source: RefSeq, a predicted model, not a curated record
AGAUGAAACAGAUUUUAAUAUUCCAUCAGACAACCUGUUGCUACUGGGGCUCUCAUGUACAUGUUAAUUUAACUAGUGAAAAUUCAAUAAAUAUAUAGUUUAUUAUGUUUAUUAUAUGUCUAAUGGAUGUAAAUGUUUUCGCUUCACCACAUUGUUUCUGUUAUACCACGAAAUAUUCAAGAUAGUGUUUUCAUUUUCAACUUACAAUUAGAUAAAAUGUUGAAGCUUGCUAGAUGUUUUUCCACCUUCUCCCAUCUCUACAACAAUAACAUUCCUAAGGGUCUAGAAAAAAACCAGCUUUACAAGAAGGAAAUUAACAGAUUUGUAAAAGAUAAAGGAAUGUCCAGACAACUAGAACAUCUUGGAAUUGACCGAAUGGACGUUGCUUUACAUCCAGAUCAUAUCAGCUCUGAGACUGAUGUAGAGUCCUUGAGGGAUGAAUCAAAACAAUUCAGAAAACAGUUCAAGGCAGAUGCAAAUCCGGAAAGAGUCAAACAAAUAAUGAUACAAAAGAAAAUGUUCAAGUUUUCAAAGAAGCCAAAUUUAUUAACAUGUGCUGAAAAGGAAACUAUGAGGUAUUUACACCAGAAGGAUCCACAUGAAUGGACAAUAGAGCGUCUGGUUGAGAGCUUUCCAACAGAUAAAUACGAAGUCAAGAAGGUUUUAAAAUCCAAAGGCCCAAGAAGUCAAGAAGUUAUGCAAAAAUUAGACAAUCAAGUGGCAGAAAAUUGGAAACAGCUUAGUAAAGGAAACCUAGAAAUAGAUCUAACUUUUGAAAAACAUCUCAAACAGUUUCAAAGGAUUCCAGUGGUGCUAAGUGAAGAAGAAGAAUCUAAUAUCCUAGAAAAUAUAAAACGUGGUUAUGCUGCUACUACACCGAAACUCCUAGUAGAAGGAGGAGAGUUUACACGGAUAUAUGACGACUACGCCAGGAAGAUUGGAAAACUCACUUCAUGUCCGCUAUUGGAGAAAGAACAAACAGAUCUUGGAGAAAUAAAGGAUUUAUUCGGAGAGAAUAGUUUACCUGGUUCACCUGCUGUAGGAGAAUCCAGUCCUUACGGAGAAACUUCGCUGCUUAACACUAGCUUAAACCUCAGUAAAGAAAAGAGUGUUGAUAUAGAAGGAUUUAGAGACAAGUACCUAAACCAAAAUAAACCAAAACAGAAGGAAACUAAAACCCUAAAACCAUUCUCAAAUGAAAAACCUGGAAUAAAGAACGCACAAGAAUUGUACGAGGCAUGGUACAGAACUCAGGAAGAUAAACGUCGUCUUGUUUCUAAACAGAUUCAGCACGUUAACGUUGACGAAAUUGUCAGCGCUGAGGCGGCUAUAGAGCCUCUAGUGCCGGCCUCGAAGUGGGUGAGGAAGGAGGAGGAUGUGAAGGUUUACCAGGACGUAAAUCAGAGGACGGGUCAGGAUGAAAUAUACCUGUUCUCAGAGGAUAAAGGGUCGAGCUCUAUAUCUGUUUCAUCCUCUCCGGAUUUUAUAAAAAUUCCAGAAAAUCUUAAACACAAAUUUAAUUUUUUCCAGGUGAAUGAUAGUGUUUAUGACGCUGAUGGAGAAUUCUUGUACAGAGUUCCAGGACUUCAGAAAUAGAAAAGUUUUUAAGCGAAAAUAAAAUAAAAAGUUUUCUGAAAUUUA